AUGGUGCGCUAUUCACUCGACCCAGAAAACCCCACAAAAUCAUGCAAAUCAAGAGGUUCAAAUCUUCAUGUUCACUUUAAGAAUACUCGUGAAACUGCCCAGGCCAUAAAGUGUAUGCAUAUUCGAAAAGCCACCAAGUAUCCGAAAGAUGUCACUUUAAAGAAGCAAUGUGCCAAACAGUGGGGCUGGACGCAGGGUCGGUGGCCCAAAAAGAGUGCUGAAUUUUUACUACACAUGCUCAAAAAUGCAGAUAGUAAUGCUGAGCUUAAGGGCUUAGAUGUAGAUUCUCUGGUCAUUGAGCACAUCCAAGUGAACAAAGCCCCCAAGAUGCGGUGGAGGACUUACAGAGCUCAUGGUCGGAUCAACCCCUACAUGAGCUCUUCCUGCCACACUGAGAUGAUCCUUACUGAAAAAGAACAGAUUGUUCCUAAACCAGAAGAGGAGGUUGCACAGAAGAAAAAGAUAUCCCAGAAGAAACUGAAGAAACAAAAACUUAUGGCCCGGGAACAAAUGCCACAGAAAGUAAAUGCAAAUAAAAGUAAAAGUGUUGGUUGUCUUGAUUAG
This is a messenger RNA of Dama dama (fallow deer), 564 nucleotides long. Its product is annotated as large ribosomal subunit protein uL22-like. Gene Ontology annotation, cellular component: ribosome; cytosolic large ribosomal subunit. Gene Ontology annotation, biological process: cytoplasmic translation. NCBI's taxonomy places the organism in Eukaryota, Metazoa, Chordata, Mammalia, Artiodactyla, Cervidae. Gene Ontology annotation, molecular function: structural constituent of ribosome. The transcript has 2 exons. Bases 1 to 564 code for a protein of 187 amino acids. The record is from RefSeq and is a predicted model, not a curated record.